This is a messenger RNA of Alosa alosa (allis shad), 1211 nucleotides long. Its product is annotated as procathepsin L-like. Gene Ontology annotation, molecular function: cysteine-type endopeptidase activity. The transcript has 8 exons. The record is from RefSeq and is a predicted model, not a curated record. Gene Ontology annotation, biological process: immune response. NCBI's taxonomy places the organism in Eukaryota, Metazoa, Chordata, Actinopteri, Clupeiformes, Clupeidae. Bases 1 to 1026 code for a protein of 341 amino acids. Gene Ontology annotation, cellular component: lysosome.
AUGAAGCUGUUGAUCAUCGCAGCUGCCUCUCUGGCAGUGGUGAGCUGUGCCAGCCUCUCUCUGGAGGACCUGGAGUUCCACGCAUGGAAACUCAAGUUUGGUAAAUCCUACAGGACCCCUGAGGAGGAGACCCGGCGCAAAGACAUCUGGCUCUCCACCCGCCGCAGGGUUCUGACUCACAACAUCCUGGCUGACCAGGGCAUCAAGACCUACCGCAUGGGCAUGAACCACUUCUCCGACAUGGACAGUGAGGAAUUCAAGGAGAAUGUCCUCCUCAGGAACAUGAUCCCUUCCAAUAAGACCAGAACCCUGCCCCACCGAGCCGCAAAGCCUUCAACACCUAAAGGGGGCGCUGUUAAGCUGUCUGCCUCUAUGGACUGGAGGGACAGUGGAUGUGUCACGUAUGUCAAAGACCAGGGGCAGUGUGGAUCCUGUUGGGCCUUCAGCGCGACAGGUGCGCUGGAGUCCCACUACUGCAUAAACUAUGGACACCUGUACGAUCUGAGUGAGCAGCAGCUGGUGGAUUGCUCCUGGUCCUAUGGGAACAAGGGCUGCAAUGGAGGCUGGAUGGACUCCGCAUUUCAAUAUGUCACUGAUACCGGAGGGGUCGACACCGAGGGCUAUUACCCGUACGAGGGAGAGGACGGAAACUGCCGCUUUGAUCCAGCUGGUGUUGCUGUGACCUGCAGGGGGUAUACUGAUGUAACACCCCAGGGUGAUGAAUCUGCACUACAGAGCUAUGUGGCCCAGGGACCUGUGUCUGUGGCCGUGGAUGCCUCAGACUUCCAGUACUAUGACUCCGGUGUCUUCUACGACUCCUACUGCAGCAGCAGUAAUGUGAACCACGCUGUGCUGGUGGUGGGUUAUGGAACUGAGGGAGGUCAAGACUACUGGCUGGUGAAGAACAGCUGGGGCACGUCCUGGGGAGAGCAAGGCUACAUCAAGAUGUCCAGGAAUCAGGGCAACCAGUGUGGCAUCGCGUCUUACGCUUCGUUUCCUGUAAUCGAGGCCACUCGGGACAUCUGAAGAUAGCUUUAAGUUCGCAGCAUGCACUGUUUCAUCAUGCACAAUUUAUUUUGAACAGGAUAUUAGAUUAUUAAAGUGUAUUAAAGUGUAUCAGUGUCAUUAGUGCUCAGUGCAUUAGAUUAUUAAAGUGUAUCAGUGUCAUUAGUGGUUAAUGCAAAAGGACACGUUGAAGUGCAUUAACUGAA